Zingiber officinale is the source of this 1011-nucleotide messenger RNA. Its product is annotated as WRKY transcription factor 71-like. The coding region runs from base 122 to 847 and encodes 241 amino acids. The record is from RefSeq and is a predicted model, not a curated record. The transcript is spliced from 3 exons. Gene Ontology annotation, molecular function: DNA-binding transcription factor activity; sequence-specific DNA binding. Lineage: Eukaryota; Viridiplantae; Streptophyta; Magnoliopsida; Zingiberales; Zingiberaceae. Gene Ontology annotation, biological process: regulation of DNA-templated transcription.
UAACCUUAAAGAAGGAGCAUGCACAACUAAAGCCAAACUCUUAGGCCUUUUUCCUCUUUUCUCUCUUCCAAACUUUCAUCCAAAGUUUUCAAUUCUCACGAUCUUCAAUUAAUUCUUCAUCAUGGCAGAAGAUAUCAUAAAGAAGGAUCAUGAUCACUUCCCCUUUUACUUCAAUGGAGAGGCUUUUGAUACAAGUAGAAAGAUCGAGAUUGAAGAUGGCAUAGCAACGCAACAUCAAAUGAUGCCCAAUUCCUCGAUGUCUUCUUCUACCACGGAACCGAUAGGCCAUGAGGAAGAGAGGAAGAUGGCAAAAGGAGAUGAUGAUGAAGUUGGCCUUGAGCACAAGAAGAAGAAAGUGACUAGUAACAAAUCAAAGAAACAAAGAGAGAAAAGGCAAAGAGAGCCGAGAUUUGCUUUCAUGACCAAAAGUGAAGUUGAUCAUCUUGAAGACGGCUAUCGAUGGAGGAAGUAUGGCCAGAAGGCGGUCAAAAACAGUCCAUUUCCAAGAAGCUAUUUUCGAUGCACUACUCCAAAAUGCAACGUGAAGAAGAGAGUGGAGAGAUCACAUGAAGAUCCGAUGACCGUUGUCACCACCUACGAAGGGAAACACAACCAUUAUAGCACUUCAAACUUUCACGGUGGAAAUUGCAUCGACCUAUUGAUGUCGCCGCCCUCUUCGCUAACAAACAUGCCAACAAUGUUUCUCAACCACCAAGUAGUAGCAUCUCCCAUGAAACCUAGUACAUGUUCGUAUGUCGAUGACCUACCUCCACCACAGAAUCUCCAAGUAGUCCACGACUACGGUCUCUUGGAAGACAUCGUGCCAUCGUUAUUCAAUCAACAAUAACAUACUCAUAUAUAUAUCUACAUAUAUACAUGAUGAAGUAUAAAUUAGGGAUAAUUUGUACUUAGGAGAUAAAUAUUUUCUCCACUAACAAAUAUUCCAACUUUUACCUUUGCUUUGUUAACUUGUUUUCGAGAUAUAUAUAUACACAUCUUCAUUAUGAUCAA